Cladophialophora yegresii CBS 114405 is the source of this 1614-nucleotide messenger RNA. RefSeq lists its product as uncharacterized. Lineage: Eukaryota; Fungi; Ascomycota; Eurotiomycetes; Chaetothyriales; Herpotrichiellaceae. The coding region runs from base 1 to 1614 and encodes 537 amino acids. The record is from RefSeq and is a predicted model, not a curated record. The transcript is spliced from 2 exons.
AUGGUUUCACUAUGGGGAUCCAAGAACAAGGACGACGACCGUCCAACGCAGGACGGAGAGGAAGACCACACAGAGGCCACUACUUCACAACCUCAACCCAACAGAAGGUCAGAAGAAGCCACCGAAAGGACAAGGCUGUUGCCUCGUAAUGAUCGGGGCCAAGGCUACCUCAGUCCUGAUGACCCAGCUGUAUCGCCGUACAACCUUUGGAGUGUCCGCGCACUACGCUGGUUCGAAGUGCUUUUCCUGCUCAUCACCUGCCUUUGGUGGGUGCUGCUAUUCAUCUCGAUCUUCGUCAGCCCACCUUACUUCAAUUCGAGAGGCUCGGGCUUCUUCGAUGUCGCCUACACUACCCUCACCAUUGGAAAUAUCCUGACAGCCCUCCUCUUCUUCGCCACGCCUUCGACGGCGAUGAGCGUCUUGAGUAUGGCGACCUCCGUCCUGCUCUUGAUCGACAUGAUUAUCAUCCUAGCUGUCCCACGAAUCCGAGUCGAGGAGGGCUGGAUUGGGAUUGCGUCGGUUAUCUGGGCCGCUUUGAUCGGCCUGUACAACGUGGUGACGAACAAGACCGUGAAAUGGGGCAAAGCCGAGGAAGAAGAGCGCCUGACUGGGCGUCAGGAAACACGCCGUUCGCUCAGGGAGUGGUGCGCCGUGUUUACGGCGACCUUCCUCAUGUCCAUCUAUGUGGUCAUUGUUGUCCUGCUUACAGCAGUACUAGUCUUGCGGUCAAGAGAUGCCACCCUACCCGCUCCUGGCAAGCGAUACUUGGUGGAUAACGACCAGUACGCCGUCCAUUUCGCGUGUGUGGGCAACCAGACAUAUUACCCCAACGGCAAGCCAAAGCCCACUGUCUUGCUCGAAGGCGGCUACAUGCCUGUAGAAGACAGCUUCGAGGGCUGGGUGUACGAUGCCUGGACAAACAAGACCAUAGACCGCUACUGCUACUGGGACCGACCCGGGAUUGCUUGGUCGGACAAUGCGCCGUCGCCACACUCAGCCGGGAUGUCCGCAGAUGCCAUCUCGGAGGCGUUGGCCGUUGCAGGCGAAGAUGGCCCCUGGAUUCUGGUUUCCGCCGGCGUUGGCAGUAUUUACAGCAGAGUCUUUUCGGCCAGACACCCUCGUGAUAUCAGGGGCAUGAUGUUCAUCGAUGGAUUACACGAGGACCUGCUCUACAAGAUCGCCAACCCGGGUCGAGGCUUCAUCCUCUGGGGUCGCGGCAUCAUUUCACCUUUAGGUCUGGAUCGCCUGGCCGGAGCGCUUUUCAAGGGUCGCACUAAGGAGGAUCGCGUCUUUGGCAAGUCAUCCUAUCAGGGCGGCAAGUUCAUCAAGAACAAGUUGCAAGAGAACCUUGUGGCCAACUCGUUGACCAAGAACGAGGUUGUCACCGCUCGAAACAUUCAAGCUCCCAAGGUACCUCUCGUCGUGGUGACUUCUGGCGUCCAUCUGAAAAAAGACAAGGAUUGGGAAAGGAAACAGGAAGAUCUGACCAAGGUGACGGAAAAGCUGGUUGCAUGGGAUAUUGUCAAGGGAGCACCCUCGGAGGAGAUCUGGAGGUCCGCUGAAGGACGAAAGGUUUUGGAAAAGAGACUGGGAGAAUUGUAUCAAGCUUCAUAA